Molecule: messenger RNA, 2836 nt
Organism: Ornithorhynchus anatinus (platypus)
Lineage: Eukaryota; Metazoa; Chordata; Mammalia; Monotremata; Ornithorhynchidae
Gene: SERINC5
Product: serine incorporator 5
Cellular component (GO): membrane
Source: RefSeq, a predicted model, not a curated record
AUGGUGGCCGUCGGGGGCUCGUGGGCCGCGGGCGGAAAAUCCAAAGAGUCUCACCGCCUAAAGGGUCUUGAAGAUCUGCACCUUGGUGAAAUCUCACGAGCUGCGAUCUGGAGAGCUGCCGCUGGCAGCUUGGCGCGUGGACCCGGGUGGCUGGCGUGUUGCUGCGGGUCGGCCGGCUGCUCCCUGUGCUGGAGAUGCUGCCCCAAGAUCAAGCAGUCGACCAGCACGCGCUUCAUGUACGCCCUCUACUUCAUCCUGGUCGCCCUCAUCUGCUGCAUCAUGAUGUCCAAGACCGUGGCCGCCAAGAUGCAGGAGCACAUUCCUUUUUACGAAGACAUCUGCAAGGGCAUCCAGGCCGGAGACACGUGCGAGAAGCUGGUGGGCUACUCGGCCGUCUACCGGGUCUGCUUCGGCAUGGCGUGCUUCUUCUUCCUCUUCUUCCUCCUCACCCUCAGAAUCAACAGCAGCAAGAAUUUACGCGCCUACAUCCACAACGGCUUCUGGUUCUUUAAGCUUCUGCUUCUGGCAGCCAUGUGCGCCGGAGCGUUCUUCAUCCCGGACCAGGAUACCUUUCUGGAAGCCUGGCGCUACGUAGGGGCCGCGGGCGGGUUCCUCUUCAUCGCCAUCCAGCUCAUCCUCCUGGUGGAGUUCGCCCACAGAUGGAAUAAAAACUGGACGGCGGGCACGGCGCACAACAAGCUGUGGUACGCGGCCCUGGCCCUGGUGACCCUCCUCAUGUACUCGGUGGCGGCGGGAGCCCUGGCCCUGAUGGCCGUGUUCUACACCCGCCCCGAGGGCUGCGAGGACAACAAGAUCCUGCUCGGCGUCCACGGCGGCCUCUGCCUGCUCGUCUCCGCCGUGGCCGUCUCUCCCUGCAUCCAGAAACGACAGCCUCACUCCGGCCUGCUGCAGUCGGGGCUCAUCAGCUGCUACGUCAUGUAUCUCACCUUCUCCGCGCUGUCCAGCAAGCCUCCAGAUAUAAUUGUGGGCAAGGACCAGAAGAACAUCACCAUCUGCGUGCCUGACUUCAGCCAGGAGUUCCACACCGACGAAAACCUGGUUCCGGCCUUGGGCACCACGCUCCUCUUCUGCUGCAUCCUGUACUCCUGCUUGACCUCGACGACCCGGUCCAGCUCGGAGGCCCUGCGGGGCCGCUACGCCGCGCCGAGGACCGAGGUGGCCCGCUGCUGCUUCUGCUUCGUCCCCGACGGAGAGGACGCGUCCGAGCGAGACGUGAAGAAGGGCGGCCAGCAGGUGAUCUACGACGAGAAGAAAGGUACCGUGUACAGCUACGCCUACUUCCACUUCGUCUUCUUCCUGGCCUCGCUGUACGUCAUGAUGACCGUCACCAACUGGUUCAACUACGAGAGCGCGCACAUCGAGAAGUUCUUCACCGGGAGCUCGUCCAUCUUCUGGAUCAAGAUGGCGUCGUGCUGGUGUGGCGUCGGGCUGUACCUGUGGACCCUGGUGGCCCCGCUCUGCUGCCCGACCAGAGAGUUCUCGGUGUUGACGCGGUCCCGCCCGCCGGGACCCCGUCGUCCCCCGACCCCCGCCGCCGGCCGGCCCCGGGGGAGGGACGCACGGGCGUCCGGCCGGCCGGCGUCCGGCCGGGAGCCGGAAAUCGCGGGGCCGGGAGCCCGCCGCUUCCUCCCGGGCGGACUCCCGGUCCCGGCCCCCUGCCUCUCCGCCACACGCGAGGCCUUUUGGUCCGUCCCACCCGGAGCCUCCCCCCGCCCCCAGCCGGGUGACUGGGCCGGGUCGCCCGGCCGCCGGUUCUUCCGGCGCACCGUCUGUGCCUGAAUCCCAAGGGCUUCCGCCCGGGCGGCCGCGCCGCCGGUCCCCACCACGCGUCCCACGUUGGUCGGGCUGGAGAGAGUCGCGCCCGCUCUUAUUGAACGCCAAGCACUCGGGGAAGGCGGGGAGGUGGUCCCCCGACGGGGUGGUCCGCGCGGGGCCUCCGGGGGCUUCUCGGCGUAGUUUGGUGGCUUCCUGCCGGCGUCGGAGCGGGCGGCGGGAGGGGUCUGGGUGGAGGAAGCCGGCUCUCCACGGGACACCGUGGGAGCGGAGGUGGAUCCUUCCUUGCGUUCGGUUGGGCUUUUUGCUUCCCCCCCCAGGGCUCACUUGUACUACUCAUCUCGAUUUAUCCCCGCGCCUUUAUCGAGCACUUAGCGUGUGCAGAGCACUGUUUCGGGUGCCCGGGAAGGUUCAGCAGAGUUGGGUCGACUCCCUCUGCUUCGGCGGGGAGGAGACGGAGGCCCGGGGAGGUGAAGCGACCGGCCCGAGGUCAGAGGCGGGCCCGGACGCCGGGGUCCCCGUUCGCCCGGGCCUGGCAGGGGGGCGGGGAUCGAGGGCCGCCCGCCGGUUCCACGUGGUUUUGUGUCGGGCGCCCUCUCGUCUCGGAGUUUCGGUGGUCGUGCGGCCCAGGGCGGGGUCGGUCCCGGGCCAUCCCGUCCCCUCGCUCCUCCUUCCGUCAUCUGUCCACGUCGUCUCCCCCCCCCCCCCCCCCCCCAAUCUUGCCUCUUCUGUCUUCUCUUUCCUGGGGGCGGGGAUCGGUAGGGGUGGGGACGCGUCGCAUGUUCGUAUUUCUGUUCUCUGGGAAUUCACAUUGGUGCUUCGGGGUUCCCUCGGUAGGAGAGUCCCCGGGACUCUAUUUCAGACCAACCUGGCUUCCGGCCCCGUCCGGCCACCGCCCGCCGCCCCAUCUUGGGUUGGCCCGGUCACCCCCCGGAAACGGGUCGGGUGGCCGGUCGGGACCGGAAGGGGGAGCGGGCUGGGGGCCGGGGGCCGGACUAACGAGGGACAAGGUGGGGGUCCCAGGACAGGUAACCGGGGGGGG